Messenger RNA from Tuber melanosporum (Perigord truffle), 1344 nucleotides. RefSeq lists its product as uncharacterized. NCBI's taxonomy places the organism in Eukaryota, Fungi, Ascomycota, Pezizomycetes, Pezizales, Tuberaceae. The record is from RefSeq and is a predicted model, not a curated record. The transcript is spliced from 3 exons. Gene Ontology annotation, molecular function: protein binding. The coding region runs from base 1 to 1251 and encodes 416 amino acids.
AUGCCCGCACUAGACUCUUCCGCACUUCUUGUAGCCCGCUUCUUGCAAUCGAACGGCUAUGAAAAGUCCCUCAAGGUCUUCCUGGAAGAAUCUAACCUGGACGAGAAUUCAUUAGAUCCCGGUCCAGCCGGUGGUCUAACCAUAGAGAAAGUGCUUGAUGAGAAGCGCCAAUUUGACUUGUCGCUCAGCCUAGAGAACGUGGUAAUCGCCGACAAUGACGAGCCAGAAUUCUCCAUUCCCUACCCCUCUAUUCCCCACGUAGUAUCAGAUCCAGGCAUACUAGCUUCGAAUGUCCUCUUCAUAGUAGUAGUGGAUAUCAGAGCCCUCGGCGGGCCCACCUUAAUUGUUACCACGGCGGACCGGGCCCUCCGAAUCUACUCAGCGACAGUACCCCACUGCUUACUAAGAUCCUACACUCAUCUACACUCAUCGGCAAUCCUCUGCUGUACUGCUAUACACUCUAAAUGGCUCAUCUCUACUUCAAUGAGCGGGCAUGUGGUGAUAUCCGACGCCGCAAGUGGAGAUGUCAUCUCCAGUGAUAAGCCACACGCCAAAUACGCUGUGAAGAUCCUUGUUCACGAAAAGCUCCCUUACGCUGCGACCAGCGGAUACGACAAUACCAUUGUGCUGCAUUCUCUAACCUGUGGGGACGAUGGGACACCAAAGCUAUUGGAACUCCACAGACUCCGAUUUGCAGCUCAUCCAGAGGGAAUAUCUUUCGUUGCCCUCCCAACCGGCGAAGAAGCCCUCGUCUACUCCCUUCGGGAUAGUACCUUUCUAAUCUACCAUCUCCUAGCUCCUUCGCUUCCGGUGCAUUCGAAGAGAAACCUAUCUCCCACAACAACAUCAUGGGUAACCUUCCAUGCAAUGUUCAUCCUCCCGCAUCCCAAUGACAGCUCCCUCUUGGGGAUAGUUACGUCGUCGGUACCUCACAUGAAGUUUCUACUCGUACGAGUCGACAGCGAGGAAGUGAUCAUGGAGGUAUUUACCGGUGCGCCGCAAAGCGUGUACAGCACGGCCGUGUUCGGCUGGCGAGCGGGUGGGGACGGAGUGUGGGUCAAUGGCGACGACGGAGUAGUGAGGGGGAUCGAGCGGAAGACUGGGAAGGUGAUGGCGAGAUUAAGGGCGUCGGAAGGCAGCGAGAAAGUUAGAUCGCUCUGGACUGGGGUCGUCGGCGGGCAGGAGGUUCUGGUCACUGGCGGGUUCGAUAAGGGGAUAAAGGUUUGGGUUCCAGAAGGGGUAGCGGCAUAGACACACUUCAGGCCCUUGCCAUCAUCAUAUUAUUAUCAUAGCUACAAUGUAAUCGCUUGAAAAUCAGGUAUUAAUUAGCGAAAUCACACAACU